CGCCCCUCACCAAAUAUUUUUCAAAUAGAUUAAUGAAUUAUAUAAAUGGCAGAGCUGCCUUAAUUAGGGAGAGAUUACAUUCUGGUGAGUGAGAGCACCAGGUAAAAGUAUUAGACUUUUAGUAGGUCUUUAAAAAGAAUUUUAUUUUUAAAUAAUCUCACACCCAAUGUGGGGCUCAAAUUUACAACCCUGAGACCAAGAGUCACAUGCUCUACUGACUGAGCCAGCCAGGUGCCCUGACAGUAGGUUUUGAAGAAAGUAAUGAUACAAUGAAUCUACUCAAAGAAUAAACAGCAAGCUAAACUUGGUGAAGUAAGACAUUUUAGUGUCUAGUUGCGAUAGAGAAACAAAGAAUAGCUCAACAUAUCCCUAUAAGGGAGAGGAAGGGCAGGGUAUGAGAAUGCGAUGGUAGUAAAUAAAAAGAUGUACAGAUAUGUCAUUUUCUUUUUUAACUUUUGUAUCUGAAAUCUUUCCACAUAUUAAUGUAGUCUAUAAAAUUGGAGUUUGGCCCACAGUCAGGGUGGGAAAGACUAGUGGUAAUUGCCUGCCUCCAUUCCUUGACUUCUUUUCUAUGAUACAGCACAUGGGGAAACCCUCUAAAGUGUGUUACGGCCCCUUUCCAUCCAACACUUUUGAGAGCAUGGUCUGGGAAAGAUCUGGGUUCUAAGAUAAAAAACAAGCCGGGACUCUAGGGAUUAUUUGACUCCAUGGUUAAUUGGCCCUUGGAGAAGAUAUUCCCAUGUUAUCUUCAGACUUAACACUCCUCAAAUAGCUCAUUCCCCUGACCCCUACAAGUAAACUUCAAGCAAAGCCCUUUGGGAAUGCUUAUCUCAGUGCAUAUGGCAAGUCUAAUUGGCAUCUAGAGUAAUGGUUUCCAGAAGAGAUUCAGGAUGUGUCCCCUGGGUUGAGAUCCCUGAUGCCAUAUAUUUAGUGUCCUCAGUUUGCCUCAGCUGACAUCAUAGGUCAUCUGGGUUAGGGGAUGUUAUAUUUCUCACAGAAGGGUGCUCAAGAUUGGUUCAUGUCAGGUCAAGUUUAUCUUAUUCUAACCCCUAUGAUUCCUGCUGAGGAAUCAUUCAUGCAGUUAAGAAGGGGCUUAUUCUGAAAAAGCCAGUGCUAGGAAAAAAAAGUCUUAUUUUAUUAAUCAGGAAAGAAGGUAUAAUGCUAAGAAGAGAGUGCCUUGAAUAAUUAAAAAUAGGAGAAAAUCCAAAACAGAUUUUCUUUUGACUCUGGACUCACUGAUGAUUAAGCUAGUGUUUAAUGUAGCUUCUUAAUCAGGUCACAUUAAUGCAAAUUCUUAUUGCCCAAGCUUGCAUUGCCAUUUUGGGAUGAGCAGUGGCUCAGAUACACGUUUAGAGGCAGAGGAAGCAUAUGCAUGAUUCAAAGGCCCAACUGGUAAAGGUUAAAGAAGUGUAUUGUGUUAGGUGGAAGAGUAACUUGAUCUGUCCUGAUGUGUACUACUGGAGUUCAAAAUCUGAGCACAGGUGGCAAGAGCAUUACAGAAUUACAGUUACUGUUGCUCCUUGUGAUACUCUGUCACUAGGAUAAUUAGUGUCAACAAUGGUGACUGUGUAGGAAAAUAUCUUCUAUGCCAUUCCACCAGUAAAUGGAGAUUUUCGGGAUUAGAUAAGGAAGUCUGAUGAGCACCUCAGGAAAGAUCUGUCUGAAUGAUCAGUAGCCAGCAGGUGAGUCAGUGUGGACCUAUUCAGCCCUUCCAUUCUACUCCUAUACUUGUUCUGCCCACAAGCCUCUGCAGAGGGAAUUCCAGGUAAGGUAAUGCUGGGGCUCGAGCUGUCUAGGAAAACUUUAUUAGAAGCUAGGGGCAUCCUCUGGCAUUGUCAGCUUCUUUCCUCAACUCUUUAGUCAGAGGGUGAUAUUUGGUUAGUCCAUGAAGAAAGUUGCCAGAGAAGGCAGAAGAAAAAGUCAUGUGAGGGCUACAAAUCAGAAUGGGAAAUUAUUAGGAAAUUUGCCUAAGAGAGGAAGAAAGACAUGAAUGAGGUGAUGGAAAAGCUUACACUAUGGAACCUUAUAGAGAAAGAUGGAAACUGAGGAGGAAGGUGGUGGGGGAGAGUAUCGAUACCUAAGUAAAAGUGAAAUAUGUGGAUGUUUUGACUGGGUUGGAGUGAUUGGAGGGAGCAUGGAGAGAGUUGGGCUCUUAGUCCAUAAGAGGCUAAGUUUGAAAUAACAAUGUGAGCUGGUGGCCAAAAAGAUAGCCUAGGCUGCAUUAAUACAGAGAGAGAGAAUAAUAAAUGGGACCUCUUUCUUACUGGUCAGAUUAUACUCCGAAAAAAACUUGAGUUCUGAGUUAUCUGCUUUAAAAUGUAAGCAGAUAAUCUGGAGUGCAUGAAAAUCUAGGGGAAUGUUCAGGAGGAAAAACACAAAGAGGGAUGGUGUGGAUAUUCUGGGGAUCAUUUGGACUAUUAUUCUUUUGAGUUGGGCUUCACCAUGGAAACCAAGCUAUCAUAUGAUCAGUAUUCAUGUAAAAAUUAGAUAAAGGGCUGACUGGAAAAUCGGUGGAUUAAAUGUUAUAAUCCUAGUUUUAUCAGCCUGAUUUGAAGGCUCUCAGGUCUACCCAGGACAUACCUCCUUUCUGUGUUCAGGUACAUAAAUAUGGUGGCUUUGUUAUGUGUCCACUUGGCACCCAUGCACAACUCUUUAAACCAUACUUAAUCUCCAAAUAAAGACAAUACCACAUUACUCUUCCACCUAACAAGAUACACCUAUCCCAUGUAUAACCAAAGGCAUGUUAACUUUUUCCUAAGAAGAGGUUAUAAAACACACCAAGCAUUUCCCCAUAAGAGGAUACAAAAUCCCCUUUUUACCUUUAGAUGAAAUUCAUUCUACUGUCAUUUAUACUCCCCCCUUCAUAUCGUAUAAUUUAAGUACUGAGAUAUGAAGUUAACUAUAUUAAUAUAUCUUAUGUUAGAAAAAGGGAUGACCAAGGGGAAGAAAACCAAAAUAUGGGUAAUAUACAUAUGCAAAAUGUUCAUAUCAAAAUAAGGAAGAAAUGUCUAUAACUAUUACACUUUUUGUUUCUGCAGCUGCUCUCAUGGUCAUGGCAGUUGUUUAUAACCAUCUUCUUUUACUUCCCGUUCCAUAUUCCCUUUGUCCACAGUUGGUCAUGUUUUCUUGUCUGUGGAGUGACCCAAACCUUCAUUCCUGAAGAAUCUGAGCCAUUAGCAGUCCUGUCUGAAUUGGGUUGUUGUAGUUUUCCACUGACUUUUAUCACAGGACAUUUGAGUCCAGAGAGGCACCCUAGAAAAUAUCCUACAUCCUGACAUGCUCCUUCUUACCCCAUGGUAUAGUAGCAACUCAGUUUCUCCUUACUAGCCAGGCUCAAUCACACCAAACCAGGAGAAUAACCUCCUUUGCUUGUUGAUUCAGUGAUAUGACAAGCCCAAAGAGGCAGGGUGGCAGUCUCAACUCUCAGUAAAUGGAAUCAUUGUUGUGUUACCUCGUGGAAGAAUUUCUCCCUAUGGAACCAAGACCUCUAAACCAGCUUAGGCUAAAAGUGCAAGGACAGGAAGCAAAAAUUUUGCUGGUGGAUCAUAGUUAUAGACAUUAUAUAGUGAGAGGACUCACUCCCAUUUCCACCUCUUGAUUCCUGGUCCUGUGAAUCCUUGUGAUGGGAGGAACUGCACCAUACGCUGGAUGCAGUUUUAGAGCCUGCAGCACAUCCUGGAGGACAUUGCUCCAGCUAUGGGAGGUGUUGACAACUAGCUGUUGCUGUAACUAAGUCUUCAAAAGGCUGUUCUACUGUUCUAUCAAGCCAGUUGUUUCAGGGUGCCGGAGAAUGUGGUAAGACUAUUAGAUUCCAUGAGCAUGGGCCCAAUCCCACACUUCAGGUGUUGUGAAAUGAGUUCCUUAGUCAGAAGCAAUGCUUCCUGGAAUGCCAUUAUGCUGACUAAAGCAUUCUGUAAGUCCACAGAUGGUAGCUGUGGCAGUAACACUGUAGGCAAGGAAGGCAAAACCAGAUCCAAAGUAAGUGUCUGUUCCAGUAAGAACAAAGUACUGUCCCUCUCACAAUGGAAGCAGUCCAGCAUAAUUUCUGCCACCAAGUAGUUGGCUGAUGCCCCUGGCGAAUGCUGCCGUAUCAGGGACUCCGUGUUGGUCUCUGUUGUCGGCUGACUGGGCACCCAGCAGCGGCUGUAGCUAGACUGGUCUUGGUGAGUGGAGGUCCAUGUUGCUGAGCUCAUGCGUAGCCUCCAUCCCCGCUGCUCUGGCCACUUUGCUUGUGAGUCCACUGGCAUGAACAGGAGUACUGAAAGAGUGCUAACUGAUGUCCACAGAAUGUGCCGGCACUUAGAUAGGAUGACUUAUUUUGUGUAAUGGGUAUUUCUUGUUUUAUAGGAAUAUUAUGUUUUAUAUGAACAUUUCCAUGAAUAUUAUAUUUUAUAUGAAUAUCAUAUGAAUAUUUUGCACAUUUUGGGUUGUACGCAGGAUAGCUAUGUUAGGCAGAAGGAUGAUGUUGUUGUGCUCCCUGGAUUAAGGAGAUGUGUAUGAAUGUCAGACCAACAGGGGUUGGGCUCUGGUGGUCUUGUAAUGUGUCAGCUUGGCUAGGGUGAACUACAUUUCUCAGAAUUCCCAUUUUUGUGCAUUUCUGGAGAAAAUCAGCCAUAGGAGAGAUUCCAAAGAAGAUUUAGAGGGCGGAAAGGAAGCAGCCAUUUUGUAGUUUACGUAUGUCGUUGCUGACCUGCUGACUUAUCUCACUGGUGUGAAGCAGCAACUGGGCCUGCGGCUACUCUACCUCCUCCUGGCUCCUCCUUUAGCUUUUCUGACUUCUGGGCCAGGUGUGCGUGGUGAGCUUCGCCAGGAAGAGCCCCAGCUUCUGCAAAAUAACCGUACCCCCAAUUCCAGAGGCAACAAGACCUAACAUGGGUUUUAGUUUGCCUUUGUGGGGUUAUUACAGCUCAUGCUUGUGGGUUCCAGCCUGUCCUUGAUCUGACACAGUUUAUAACCAUUUUCCUUUCCUUACCACUUGUCCUAUGGACUUCAAGUUCCACUGUCAGACACAAAGGUGGAGAGCCUUAUAUAGACUGCUUAACCAGCUUUCACAAUUGUGUAAGACCAAAUUUCUGAACAACCCAUUAAGUGUAUAUGUAUAUACAUUUAUACUUACAAAAAUUAUACAUAUCUAUACUUACAAAAUAGUAUAUAUCUAAUAUAUAUAAAAUUUAGUGUAUAUAUAUUUCUUCCUUAAUGAGGAGAGACUCUUGUUUUGAAGUUUGGCACUUAAUAGAAUCUAGAUAUUCUGGAAUUUCACAGUGAUCGUGUUUGUGCAGAGAGAUUUGAAGUUUUUUUUUUUAAAGGUUAUUUCAAUAAUUAGAGCUGCUGAAGAAUCAGAAAUAGAAAAAUAUUCUCUUCACAAAUUCUGUGGUAGAUCAAAAGGUGCUUACUGUCAGGUGUGCCGAACCCCAGUAUUUCUGAUAUCACAUUUCAUCUCUUCUUCCUCCUUCCCCAGAGACUGAGAAUGGGGAGAUGUGGCAGAGGAAUCAGACCUCUCUGGCAGACUUCAUCCUUGAAGGCCUCUUUGACGACUCUCUCGUCCACCUUUUCCUUUUCUCCUUAACCAUAGGGGUCUUCCUUAUUGCAGUGAGUGGCAACACGCUCACUAUUCCCCUCAUCUGUGCUGAUGCCCGGCUUCAUACACCCAUGUACUUCCUGCUCAGCCAGCUCUCCCUCAUGGAUCUGAUGCAUGUCUCCACAACCAUCCCGAAAAUGGCUACCAACUACCUAUCUGGCAAGAAGACCAUCUCCUUUGUGGGCUGUGCUACCCAGCACUUCCUCUAUUUGUCUCUGGGUGGUGCUGAGUGUCUUCUCUUAGCUCUCAUGUCCUAUGACCGCUAUGUUGCCAUUUGUCAUCCACUUCGUUAUACUGUUCUCCUGAGCAGAAAGGUGGGACUGAUGAUGGCUGUCAUGUCCUGGUUGGGAGCAUCCAUAAACUCUCUAAUUCACACAACGAUCUUGAUGCACCUGCCUUUCUGUGCGUCUCGAAAAAUCCACCACUUCUACUGUGAGUUUCCAGCUGUUGUGAAGUUGGUGUGUGGAGACAUCACUGCUUAUGAGACCACAGUGUAUAUCAGCAGCAUCCUACUUCUCCUCCUCCCCAUUUUCCUGGUUUCUACAUCCUAUGCCUUUAUCCUCCAUGGUGUCCUUCAGAUGCGUUCAGCUGGCAGUAAGAGAAAUGCCUUUGCUACUUGUAGCUCUCACCUCAUAGUGGUUUCCUUCUGGUUUGGUGCCUGUAUCUUCUCAUACAUGAGGCCCAGGCCCCAGCACACUCCAUUGCAAAAUAAAGUUGGUUCUGUGUUCUAUAGCAUCAUGACUCCCACACUGAAUCCUUUGAUUUAUACUCUCCGGAAUAAGGAUGUAGCUAAGGCUCUGAGAAGAGUGCUGGGGAGAGAUAUCCUCACUCAGAGACAGCAAUUGCCAUUGCCCUGAAUAUAAGAAUGGAAUGGGAUAGGCUUCUUAAGUUGAUCUGCAUAAACCUCUAAGAAUUUUCAAGAGUUCAGAUCCCUGAUGACUACUACAAAGUGGUUAACACAUAAUUUCAGUAUUCUAACUUGCUCUCAGGCAUCUAAGUACCAUAGAACAUUGUCUUAGUCCAUUUGCGCUGCUCUAACAAAAAUACCAUAGACUAGGUGGCUUAAACAAUAAACAUUUUAUUUUCUCACAGUUCUGGAGGCUGAGAAGUCCAAGACCAUUCUUUAAAAUUGCUAGACACUCUCUCAUUUCCUUUUGAUUUCUUUUUUUUUUU
Messenger RNA from Ailuropoda melanoleuca (giant panda), 6751 nucleotides. It is a transcript of the gene OR2AE1, whose product is annotated as olfactory receptor family 2 subfamily AE member 1. NCBI's taxonomy places the organism in Eukaryota, Metazoa, Chordata, Mammalia, Carnivora, Ursidae. The transcript has a single exon. Gene Ontology annotation, molecular function: G protein-coupled receptor activity; olfactory receptor activity. The record is from RefSeq and is a predicted model, not a curated record. The coding region runs from base 5476 to 6435 and encodes 319 amino acids. Gene Ontology annotation, biological process: G protein-coupled receptor signaling pathway. Gene Ontology annotation, cellular component: membrane.